Kogia breviceps (pygmy sperm whale) is the source of this 3779-nucleotide messenger RNA. It is a transcript of the gene MTPN, whose product is annotated as myotrophin. Gene Ontology annotation, cellular component: BRCA1-A complex; BRCA1-BARD1 complex. The record is from RefSeq and is a predicted model, not a curated record. Gene Ontology annotation, molecular function: ubiquitin-protein transferase activity; protein binding. Gene Ontology annotation, biological process: protein K6-linked ubiquitination. NCBI's taxonomy places the organism in Eukaryota, Metazoa, Chordata, Mammalia, Artiodactyla, Physeteridae.
AGCUGGGAGUGAACCGGAAGUGCAAGCGCUCCAGCUUCUCUUCGGCCAGGCGGAACCUUCUCUGCUGGGCCCGGUGGCCGCAAAAAACUUUCUUUCUCCCGCCCCAACGGUCGCCGCGGCCAACUGCCUCGUUCGCCUGCCAGCCUACCCCGCCUUCUCUUCGCUCCGGCUCCGCGCGGCCCUGUCUCCCGCUCGCCCGGCGGUAUCCGCUUGCUGCUGCCACCGCCUCCUCGUUUUCUGCCCGGCUAGCCGGCCCGCCCCGCUGCAGUGAUGUGCGACAAGGAGUUCAUGUGGGCCCUGAAAAACGGAGACCUGGAUGAGGUGAAAGACUAUGUGGCCAAGGGAGAAGAUGUCAACCGGACACUAGAAGGUGGAAGGAAGCCUCUUCAUUAUGCAGCAGAUUGUGGGCAGCUUGAAAUCCUGGAAUUUCUGCUGCUGAAAGGAGCAGAUAUUAAUGCUCCAGAUAAACAUCAUAUUACACCUCUUCUGUCUGCCGUCUAUGAAGGUCAUGUUUCCUGUGUGAAAUUGCUUCUGUCAAAGGGUGCUGAUAAGACUGUGAAAGGUCCAGAUGGACUGACUGCCUUUGAAGCCACUGACAACCAGGCAAUCAAAGCCCUUCUUCAGUGAUGGACGGAUGGGCUAACAGCUCUGGAAGAAUGACUCCCCUGUGGCCUCACACUGCUGCCUGUCUGUCUGUCACUCUCUAUCUGCCAGCUUCUUCAGCUAAAAUACUUCUAGAGGGGUGAGGGGAGAGAGAAAUUCAUAACAAAUCAGACUACCAGAAAAAAACAGCGUUUGGGAGGAGAGGAGAACAACAAGAUCAGGCUUUUACUAGGAUUCCUGAUCAGGUCAGCCUCUUUUCCACUUCCAGUAAGAAAACAAAACAACAAACAAGCAAACGAAAAACACAGCUUAUACCCAUGGGAGAGCAAAGACAAAAUAUACCAUUAACGUUUGACCUUUUCAGCUCCCUAGCUAAUUUAUUAAUUAGAUUGUGUUGAGGGUCUGACUCUACGAAGGCCAACUAUACAUUCGGUAGCCCCAUCUGUGCGAGCAGUAGUGGCUGCUGUGACGUAACUUAGGGUGCUGAGAUAAGCAAUUAGCUCUAGCCUUCUGCCUUAAGAUUCACUCUAGUGGGGAUCUCCCGGCAUAGUUAAGAGCGCCGCUGCCUGUGGUUGGUGACCAAAUCUUCCCGCGGUGACUUCCAGCUUUAUGUGAAAGCUCAGUUAAGGCGAGGAGGGGCACACUCCUCAACUGCUGGCGGCGGAACUUUGGAUUUCCUCCCCCUUCACAUGGAUUUCAUGUAUCUUUAGAUACAACUGACUAGUUUUAUUUAUAAAAUCUCAAAUUCUGGAAGUCUAAAGGAGAAAUCAUUCCAGUAUGCAUAUUUUUUUUCCUCUAGAUUCAGACAUUUAUAGAACAUUGAAAACACUUUCAAACUCCUGUUGGUAGUAAAAGGGGAUUUAAAAAUAGAAUCAUAGCCAUAAGCCUGUUAGUAUCAUAAAGAGAGAACAGUUGUCUUAGUACCUAUGGAUUUUCUUCAUUUGCUAUUUGAAUGGAUUGGCCUCAGUUAUGUUUGGAGAAUCAAGGAACAUUCUUUGGAAUGCCUCUCUCAGACCCAUCUUGGAUGCUGAUUACUUAUUGCACCAAAGCUAUCACUGGGGUGAGAUUUACUGUUUGGACAAAUUUAACCCCAUCCCUUAAAAAUACGCGUGUUACCAAGUUUCCCUGAGGUGUUGAUAGGCUUCUGCUGAAUGUAUGCCAACCCACCUGCAUAAUAUAUUUUUUUUCUUUUCUAUAUUAUGCAUUGCAUAAAAUGUGAGAACUUCAAAUUGUAUUCUGUGUUCUUAAAAUACAAUGCCCUAAAAUGGUGUUCUUAGGACCUGCAGAAAAUAUUUAGACACAUUUUCUAAUGUUUAUUUCAUGAGCAGUGCAGCUAAUUAAAACAUAUACCCUUAAAUUUGCUGCCCUGUGUAGAAAAUAUUGAUUCCUUUGACUUGCCAUCCAUAUAAGCUUACUAAAAAUAUAAGGGUCUUUCCUUAGCCAUGUCACGCAAUAAUUGAAUGUACCUCAAAUUUUUAAAUGGGGGGAGGGUGGGUGAGGGACUUGUAUUCAGAUUGUGGAUAACAAAGAAUUAAUGAUGAUUUUUUAAGGCAAUAUAGCAUUCUACAGCAGGGUUAAACUAGUACCAAGAACAGUCAGCCUGGCCAACAAGUCUUAUCGACCACUUGCUGGUUGGUUGGUUGGUGUGUGGGUUUGUGUGUGUGUAUUUUUCCCCAUGAACCCUUUUUAUCCUGUGGCUUUUUCACUUAAAACUAGCCUAACCCUGUAAUUUUCCUGCAUCCAAGAAAACAAUCACAAAAUGCUGGUUUAAAUACUUUGAUACAUUUGGCUAAUUCUGCUGUCUUAAUGCAGCCUAUUAGAGUUUGAUUAAAAGUCAGUAAUCAGUACUUCAUAACAUCACUGAACUGAAACACAGAGCUAUCCUCAUUGAAGAUGGAGGGCACUCUAUCAGACUGUAACUGUCAGCGUAGUGACAAGAUGUUUUGAUAUCUUUGUUUCCACUUCUUGGCAUACUGCUGUUUAAAAGGCUUCGAUUUUACUCUCUACGCAGUUUUACCUUUACUCUCAAAGUGUUUUUUGUAGUUGGCUGCUGCAGAGAGUGCAUUGUCCUGUCAUUCCUAAACCUGGUCUGCUUUCACAGUCACCUGGUCUAGAGACCAUGUGAUUCUUUGUACAGUUUAUCCUCAUGUUCCUUGUAAUGCAGUAGAGGCUACUUUGCCUUCCCUCCUCUUUCUCAGCCAUUUUGUAAACCCCAUAAUUAUGAAGCAGUUGCUUGAGAAAAUAACAGAUAAACAUAUAGACUGACCAAGAUGGUUUACAGUUUCUUUUUUUUUAAACUAGGUUAUUUAUAAUGUAUUUCUGAACCACUUGGCAGAGAAAUUCACAACAGUUAAUGUUCAUAUUUUGACUAAAGGAAGGUAAAACCUUGUCUGCUUUUUGGUACUACAUGCAUUAGUAAAAGGUUAAUAAGUAAGUUUUGUUCUCCACUGAAGUAAUAUUUAACAUCUCAGAAAAAAUCUUGCAUGUUCUGUAGUUUUGUAUUAAGUCAGUCAUAUCGUAUGCACUGUAUCAAGUGAAAACAGGUGGUUUACCUGUCUACAUUAGUAUACUAACAGAUUCCCCCUUGCAGCUUCAGACUGGUAUCUGUAGACUUACAGUUGAGCUACAGCACCAGAAUCGAUGCAGUAGUUCACAGCUCACCUUCUAAACCCAGUGGGGCAUGAAGGAGAGGUAGGUGGGUGCAGUGAGUGGAAGCUGCCAGCAAGUAGGCCCUUCAUUUAUUGAUUUCUUUCCCCCAAAUAAUGGAUUUCAAAUCUAUAUGUACCUAUUUGAUUUUUUUCCCCUAAAUCUUCAACUGAGCUGCUGUUUUCUUCCAUGCAAUACUGUAUACUCGAUUGUGUAUAGAAGAAGCUGGUGAGAGUGCCCUCCUGCAUAAGUAACUGCAGUGUUUUGCAUGCAAAAUUUUAGAAAAUUUAAAUUGUCCUGAUUCUAUUUUGUAAAUGGAGAAACAAUCAUAUCUUUCUAAGCAGUAAUGGAGGAAGACUAGUGCUUUGUGCAUUUUGAUAUAUUUGAGUUCAUUUUUUCCACAAUGUAAUGCGUUUGACACAAUUGGGUUUCUCAUAUUAUCCUAGUUCAUGUACAUCAGAAUGCUAAAUAAUACUGUGUUGAAGUUUUGUGUUGCAAGAACAAAUGGAAUAAACUUGAAUUGUGCUACA